Gekko japonicus is the source of this 3949-nucleotide messenger RNA. RefSeq names its product zinc finger protein 658B-like. Lineage: Eukaryota; Metazoa; Chordata; Lepidosauria; Squamata; Gekkonidae. The record is from RefSeq and is a predicted model, not a curated record. The transcript has 12 exons. Gene Ontology annotation, biological process: regulation of transcription by RNA polymerase II. Gene Ontology annotation, molecular function: RNA polymerase II cis-regulatory region sequence-specific DNA binding; DNA-binding transcription factor activity. The annotation marks the transcript as partial.
AUGGUGGCCAACAGCCUGGAGGAAGAAGAAAUCCCAUCCCUGGAAGAGGCAGGUGAAGGUGUUGAUGGCAAGGCUGUGGUACAUCUAGACCGAUGUCUUUCAGGAGUUGUAGCAGCCAACGUGUCUCUUGACAGCUUAGUGCGGCUGUCACGUAUUCUGCUUCAGCAGCAGAACUUGCCACUCCACGAGAGUACGAGUAUCUUUCCACAGUUGGAGGUGACCCAAGACAAGGGGAAGGAGAUGGAUGAGGAGGACCCAGAAGGACCUGGAAUAGGCAAGAGAUCAAGGAAAAGUCCCCAUCCCACACAGGCUGGGAGUGGUGUUGAAUACUGGGAGAGAGCUGGGCCAGAGAGCCUCUCUCAGGACACGGUGACGGCAGAUGUUCACAACCGACGCUUCCGGCAGUUCCGCUACGAUGAGGCUGAUGGACCCCGAGAGAUGUGGGGACCAGCUGUAAAGAUGGAAGCGAAGCUCUCUGAGGCAGAAGGAGCUCUGUCAGAGGAAAGUCCGAGGGCACAAGCCCAGAAGCCUGCCCAAGAUGCCCUGUCAAGUGGAAAAGGUGCCUCCUGCCCAGAUGGGAUCAGGGCACCUAGUCAAGUCAUUGGGUGGAAGAGGUCGUGGGACAUGCAGAACGGGCCCCGGGGACCCCGACAAACCCCACAAGACAUCCUAGGCAUGACUCACCAGACGGGACAAAGUUCGACGGUCCGGGGAGUAAGUCGGGAGCGGGGACCCACGAAAGAGGAGAGGGGCGGUGGCUGCUUGUCCGACGGGCCAGGAACGGACGCGGAGCAGCGAGGGCCGCCGCAGAUUGGCAGCGGCGCAGCCCAGAGGCCGCCAGAGCCACUGCUGGCGUAUCAGCAUUCACUCCAGAGACGCCCCGCUGGCAUCCAGAUAGAUAAAGCCAUGAAGAGAUUUUGUCAAGCCGUCAUCCUUCCAGUGCAGCACAAAUGUCUGCUCCCCCUCUGGUCCAGGGGUGGCCUGCAGUGGAUAGUCCCACCAGAAAACACUGCAACCCAAGGGGAACCGGCUUCAAGCAAACGACACAGCACCCUCUGUUGUGGGGAGAAGGAUCAGUCCUUACCCCCGGCAGGACGGAAUCCAGCAGAUGAAGAGGACAUACCAGGCGAAUCCCUGGGAUUCUCUUUGGAAAAUGCCAAGAAUGAAGAUGCUGAAGGAAACUUCGGAGAUGGAGAUGGACCACAGCGGCAGAUGGAAAGCCACGCAGCAGAUGAACAGUGGAAUGAGGAGGAUGAGGAACUGCAUGCUCUAUCUCCAGAUGAAAUCCAGAAGGGAGACAUGAGGGGAAACUUCAGGAAUCAAGGAAGACCUAGAAGGGAGAAAGGCAGCCACUUGGUCAAGAAGAGGGGAAAACCCAUUCCUUGCCAGGGAGGGGAUUUCCUAGACGUCAUUCACAUGGUAGAGGAAACAAACAAGGGCUUGGAGUGUGGAAGGAACACAGAUCAAACCCAAUAUAAUGUUGAUUUACAAAUCCACAGUGGAAAGAAGACCAAUCAAUGCCUGGAGAGUGGAAAGACCACGAUUUGCAGAGCAGAGCUUUGUCGACAUGAAAGAACACAUUCAGUAGAGAAACCUUAUAAGUGUUCAGACUGUCUCAAGAGCUUUUCAGAGAAAUCAGACCUUAUUCAGCAUCAAAGGAUUCAUUCAGGGGAGAAGCUAUUUAUCUGCUCAGAGACUGGAAUGGCAUUUUCUGAUGGAAGAAAGUACAAUGUACACUUGCCAAAACCCAGUAUAAUGAAGGCACAUAAAUGCUUUCAGUGUGGAAAGUACUUCAGAAACAGAUCACAUCUCAUUGUCCACCGAGAGAUCCACAGAGGGGAGAAACUGUUUGAAUGCUCGGAGUGUGGGAAGAGAUUCAAUUGGAGUAGCAAUCUGCAACAGCAUCAAAGAAUCCACACAGGGGAGAAACCUUUUGAAUGUUCAGAGUGUGGGAAGAGAUUCCCUUGGAGUGGCCGUCUUAAAGAGCAUCAACGAACCCACACAGGGGAGAAGCCUUUUGAAUGCGCAGAGUGUGGGAAAAGAUUCGGUCAUAGUGGUGGUCUUCAAAAUCAUCUAAGAACCCACACAGGGGAGAGGCCCUUUAAAUGCUCAGAGUGUGGGAAGAGAUUCAGUUGGCGUUGCACUCUUCAACAUCAUCAACGAACCCACACAGAGGAGAAGACCUUUGAUUGCUCAGAGUGUGUGAAGAGGUUUAGUCACAGUGGCAGUCUUCAGAAGCAUCAGGAAACCCACACAGGGGAGAAGCCCUUUGAAUGCUCAGAGUGUGGGAAGAGAUUCAGUCAGAGUGGGACUCUUCAACGGUAUCAACGAACCCACACAGGGGAGAAGCCCUUUGAAUGCUCAGAGUGUGGGAAGAGAUUUUGUCACAGUGGCAGUCUUCUACAGCAUCAAAGAACCCACACAGGGGAGAAGCCCUUUGAAUGCUCAGAGUGUGGGAAGAGAUUCAAUCGGAGUGGGACUCUUCAACAGCAUCAACAAACCCACACAGCAGAGAAGCCCUUUGAAUGCUCAGAGUGUGGGAAGAGAUUCCGUCGGAAGGGCACUCUUCAACAGCAUCAACAAACCCACACGGGGGAGAAGCCCUUUGAAUGCUCAGAGUGUGGGAAAAUGUUCACUCGGAGUGCCAGUCUUCAAGAGCAUCAAAGGAUCCACACAGGGGAGAAGCCCUUUGAAUGUUCUGAAUGUGGGAAGAGAUUCAUCUGGGAUCGGAGUGGCACUCUAAAAAAGCAUCAACGAACCCACACAGGGGAGAAGCCUUUUGAAUGCUCCGAGUGCGGGAAAAGAUUCAGUCACAGUGGCAGUCUUCAAGAGCAUCAACGAACCCACACAGGAGAUAAGCCCUUUGAAUGCUCAGAGUGUGGAAAGAGGUACAGUCGGAGUAGCACUCUAAAAAAACAUCAACGAACCCACACAGGGGAGAAGCCUUUUGAAUGCUCCGAGUGCGGGAAAAGAUUCAGUCACAGUGGCAGUCUUCAAGAGCAUCAACGAACCCACACAGGGGAAAAGCCCUUUGAAUGCACAGAGUGUGGGAAAAGAUUCCGCUGGAGUUGCAGUCUUCGACUUCAUCGACGAAACCACACAGGAGAGAAACCCUUUGAAUGCUCAGAGUGUGGGAAGAGAUUCAGUCAGAGUGGUACUCUUCAGCGGCAUCAACAAACCCACACAGGGGAGAAGCCCUUUGAAUGUUCAAAGUGUGGGAAGACAUUCAGUCGCAGUGGCAGUCUUCAAGAGCAUCAAAGAACCCACACAGGAGAGAAGCCCUUUGAAUGUUCAGAGUGUGGGAAGAGAUUUUUUAAGAAUAGCCAUUUUCAAGAGCAUCUAAGAACCCACACAGGGGAGAAGCCUUUUGAAUGCUCAGAAUGUGGGAGAACAUUCAGUCAGAGUAGCCAUUUACAACAGCAUCUUAAAACUCAUACAAGGGAGAAGCCAUUUGAAUGCUCAGAGUGUGGGAAGAGAUUCAGUCGGAUGGCCACUCUUCAACAUCAUCAAAGAACCCACACAGGGGAGAAGCCCUUUGAAUGCUCAGAGUGUGGGAAGAGAUUCAUUCACAGAAGCACUCUUCAACAGCAUCAACAAACUCACACAGAGGAGAAGCCCUUUAAAUGCUCAGAGUGUGGGAAAAGAUACAAUCGAAGUGGGACUCUUCAACAGCAUCAACAAACUCACACAGAGGAGAAGCCCUUUGAAUGCUCAGAGUGUGGGAAGAAAUUCAGUCGAAGUGGGAAUCUUCAACAACAUCAACAAAUCCACAGAGGGGAGAAGCCCUUUGAAUGUUUAGAAUGUGGGAAAAGAUUCCAGCAUCAAAGAACCCAUACAGGGGAGAAGCUCUUUGAAUGUUUAGAGUGUAGAAAAAGAUUCAGUCAGAGUGGUGCUCUUCAACAGCAUCAACAAACCCAUACAAAGGAGAAGCCUUUUGAAUACUCAGAAU